GUAAAACUAAACGUGGUCUUAUUGUUGACAUUACGUUUGACAGUUUGUGAUUGUGCGUGUCGCUCGUUUCGCCGUUUUUAUUUAUAAAAUAUCACAUUUUGUCUAUUAAUAAACCAACGGAAUACUUUUAGAUCAACAUUUAGAUACAGCAGGGGCGCUCCAAGGUGCAGUGUUUAUAUCACAAGCGCGUAAUUAAAUGUGAUUCGGAGCGCGAAUAUUUCGUGUAUGAAUUCGUACCGAAACGAUGUUUUCAUUUGUAAUAACUGAAUUUUCUUGUGAUAAUGUGGUCUAGACAAAUUCAGACAAAGUUUGGCCAGUGCCUGUAGGCUUGAAAUAACCGUAUCACAUAUCAUUGAUCUGUAGAAAUCAAUGUAUUGAUAAGAUAUAAAGUUGUGUUUUCGUUCUGAUUAGGAAGGUUCCGAAGUGAUAAUCUGGUAUGAAAGACGUGAUAAUAGAGUGUAAAAUGUUGUCGUGCUGUGUCUAUUGAAUUAUUUACUUCUUGUUUAAGUGUUAAGUGUUAGUGUCAAUAAGCGAAAAUGCCUGGGAAGAUAAAGGUGAAAGUUUUGGCUGGCCGGAAUCUCCCGGUGAUGGACCGGGCCAGCGAUACGACGGACGCGUUCGUUGAGAUAAAAUUUGGGAGUAUCACGCAUAAAACUGAUGUGUGUCGAAAGUCCCUGAACCCUCAUUGGAACAGCACAGAGUGGUACAGGUUUGAGGUAGACGAAUCAGAGCUUCAAGAUGAGCCUCUUCAGCUUCGGUUGAUGGACCAUGACACGUACUCAGCUAACGAUGCCAUCGGGAAAGUGGUGAUCAGUCUCGCUCCACUCUUGGCGAGGGAAGCCAACAAUGCCAAGAGUACCGCUACACCUCAUGGGGGUGCAGUAAUGUCCGGUUGGAUCCCCGUCUUCGAUACGAUGCACGGCAUCAGAGGGGAGCUGAAUGUCAUCGUGAAAGUGGAACUGUUCUCAGACUUCAACAAGUACAAGACUUCCAGCUGUGGAGUGCAGUUCUUUCAUUGCCCAAUGAUACCUCCGGGCUACAGAGCGACGUCUAUCCAUGGGUUCGUUGAGGAGCUGGUGGUGAACGACGACCCGGAGUACCAGUGGAUUGACAAGAUCAGAACUCCUAGAGCAUCGAACGAAGCUCGGCAGGUGGCGUUCAUCAAGCUUAGUAACCAGGUCCAGCGUUUAGUAGGUCUGAAGGCAGCUGAGCUAGGAGCGAACGCUGUGGUUGGUUACCAACAGGACUUUGAUUUGGAAGGGGAAGCAGGGGUUGUGGCCAGAGCUAUUGGUACCGCCGUCAGCAUAACUCCUCUACCCAUGCCAAGCCAAACGUUAAACAUGCCACCUUGCACGCAACAGAGUGAACGAGACAGGGAUAGGCGCGAGGAUAAGAGCGACAAGGACAGAGGAUCACCGCGCCACGCUCGCCAUGAGUCGUACGGUGGGAGGGAACCGGCACAGGCGACGCAUGCGCAGAACUCGUCCUUGAACGCGACAUCAACGCCACUUGGGAUUCAUAGGAGGUCGUCCGAUUCUGAUCUCAGUGUAACACCAAAAGGUGGAUCACUAAACACAUCGGCGGGUAAUGUAGGUAGCGGCGGUGGCGCCAUCUUGCGGCCGUCUAUGAACAGCAACAACUUGGAUUUGCUUGAAUAUCCGUUCCUUACGAUGACGGAGUACCCACCCGGGUUUAUUGUACACAUUGGUGGUACAGUUUGCGCUCGGUCCGUGAAACUCGCGGAUGGCGGGGAGGGGGCGGCGCGCGCCGCCUGGUGGGCGGAGCUUAGGACGGAGCUCAGGGCGCAUGCGCGAGCCUUACGCUGUAAUGCAGUCAUCGCAUACACUGAGAAUACUGCCAUCUGCGAGGAUGUGUGCGUGCUCUCAGCGUCCGGUACUGCGGUAGUGAUCAAUCUGGACUGUGACUUCAACGCCGAGCCGGAACCGAACUCAGCUUCGUCCGGCUCGAAGCACCCCGAGGAGUCAGAAUGUGAGACAUGCAGUAUGGCGCAUGUCCCGUACUCGCCCGGCGCCGGCCCGUACCGCGCCGAGCUCGCCGUCUGCGGGGGAUGCCGUCGAGCCCGCGUGCCUACAGUAUUACUGGCGACGUGUUCAAAGCCCAACAAGUUAGCGUCGCACGCUAAAGCCAUCACACUCACAGCUGUCGCGGCUAGAGUGAGAAGAGCGCCGCCUACAUCAGAGCCGGGUGCCAGGGACAUCUCCGACCAACUUCCCUUCCUAGAGUACGAACUACACAAGUUGCUGCUCGCCAAACUAAGGAUGCAGGGUGCGAACGCGAUAUUCUCUCUGCAGACGCAGAUAGCUAUCGGCGAGCGCUGCGUCAUGGCGCUGGCGACGGGCACGGCCUGCAGGCUGGCCGCGCUGCCCCCGCCCACGCCGCCGCGGAUAAAGGCAUCAGAAAACGACAAAGAUGCAUUGGAAAUACAGAAAGCUCUGUGGGAUUCGUUUGCGGCUAACCGAAUGGCCAACGGAUUUGAUGUUGGUGGUACUGAGCACAAUACAAACGGCGCGCUCCCAGAGAUGGAGGGCGAGGAUGCGCCCGCGCUGGAUCUCUGCGCCGACAAGGACGCAUGCGUACUAGAACUCGACGAGGCUGAAGAUGUGGAAACAGCACGAGCGCUAGCCAAGCGCCACGUGAACAUGCAGGUGUACACGCACGGACUCAAACCCGUCAUUGGAGCCCCGCCGCAGGCGUUUGCGCAGGUAUGGCGCGGACGGCUCUCCCUAGGCGGAGGUGGGGGUGGGGGCAGUGCGUGCGUGGAGCGUCACGUGCGUCGCGCGCUGGACGGCGUGGCGUACAAGCUGCGCCGCCUGCUGCCUGCCGCCCUCGUCGCGCCACGGUUCCAGCUCGAACUGCCUGAGGACGAAAUCCAACUAAUAGUAUCAGGAGCAGCCAUCCCUCUUCAAGACCCGAACAGUCCAGAAGGGAACACAGUCGAGAAUGGACAUCCGAGCAGUCAUAGCAGUCAAGGCAGUCAGGGCAGUCACGGUAGCCAUGGCAACGGGACGGGAGAAACAGACGAUGAUAUCUUCGAGUUAGAUGAAGAACAACUUGUAAAGAGUCCACCUGAGUUACCUGAAGAGAAGAAUUCUAUAAAUGGACAGGUCCCGACCACAGUGUCCCUAACGACGCUGUCCCAUAUCAGUGGUAGUCGUAUCUCCCGCCGCCUGUGCGCCCUGCGCCUUCUGUUCGUCCGGGAAACCACCGCCGUGCGGGAACUUGGCGGCCUUAGCGGAUUCCUGCAUACCUUUACUUGUGAGGUAAUGGCGAUAGUCCGCGCGUACACGGCGGCGCUGGGCGGGAACGCUCUUACGUCCUUUUACAUCACACAACUCAUGCUGCAGGACAAUGCGCAUAAAAAUCAGGGUCAAUGUCUACUCUCUGUAGGAGGCGACAUAGUUCAUAUAACAUAUUGAAUUUCCUAAACUACUACAUGACAUAUCUAUAAAUAUAUAAAAUCAAUGCCACUUUUCGUUGUAAUGUUAUAACUCAACAAUACCGUUGUCGAUUUGGCUAAUUUUGGUCUUGAAUUAUUUGUGGAAGUCUUAUUAUUAUUAUUAGGAAGAAGGUUUAUACGUAAAGUUUUUUUUAUAUCUUGCAAAAGUUUAACCUCGACAUCCAAGCGGGCGG
Spodoptera exigua (beet armyworm) is the source of this 3651-nucleotide messenger RNA. The record is from the annotation of a GenBank genome assembly. NCBI's taxonomy places the organism in Eukaryota, Metazoa, Arthropoda, Insecta, Lepidoptera, Noctuidae.